AUGGCUGGCCUGGCGGAAGAUGUUAUAGGACUGGCAGUAGGUGAAGUUGUUGGACUGGUGGUAGAGCAUAUUCUAAGACUGGUGAUCCAGUAUUUAGCUAAGAUGAUGAAGACGUGUCAGAUAUCUCUAAGUAGAAUAUAUUAUUAUAUACAUGUAGUAUGGCUGUUAAUUGCUUUGAAAACAGGGUUCAUAUCCUUGGGUGAUUACAAACAACCAUACCCAGUUUCGUCGAUAUCAGCCAGGAAUUGUGCCUUGUAUAGUGUUUACGAGCAAUUGUGGAUUACGGACGGACCGACCGACGGACCGACGGAAAGAGACAACGUCUCCUUGGCACCAACAGAAAGGUUGAAUAUCACAAUAUUCACACAGGAAAGUACUUGGAACGAAGCCUAUUAUGCUUGUCAAUAUCAUGGUAUGGAAUUACUAACAAUGAAAUCAAAAGACGUUGCUGAUGCUUUGAGUUUACUCUUUGCAAAUAAUUCAACGAUUUCUUUAAGUGAAACAGAUUAUUGGAUUGGUCUUUACGUCCUAGAUGUAACCACUGAAUUUUUUCAAUGGACUGAUGGUGACGGUCUUGGAAAUUGGACUCUAUGGUUUUCUCCAGAACCAAACUCCAUUCAAUCUGACAGAUGCGUCCGUGUACACGAAGAUCCAACCAAUUCCUUUGAGUGGAAAACAAUGCUAUGUGACCGUCCUUAUGCAUUCAUAUGCCAACAAUAUAUUGGAGAAUGUACAAUGGAGCUGACCUCAUUGUUACCAGUUGAAGAAAAACAGAAAACAGUUAGAGUAGUAGAUAGUGAAAAGGAUUGUAACAACUUGUGUCUGUCUGUAAUACUCAACAGCACUGAGCAAUGUUUUAUAGCUUAUAAAGAUAAACAAUUUUGCAAUAUGUAUCUUUCGGAAAACCCAGGAGAUUUUAUACAAGUAGACAAAGUGCUGCCAAAAGACGUGAAUUACUACAGAAAGAUUUGUUUUCAAGGUUUCAAAAGUCAGCGUAUGGUCAACUACACUAAUACACAUACAAUGCCAUUUAUGAAUAGUAGUGUAAGCGAUUCAUAUUUAAAUUCAUCCGAGAUAGACACCUUAAACCACAAGACAACUGUAACUACCACAUCGCCUAUUUCAUCUGAAAUGACAUCAGCUUCAACAACAUCCGAUGAUGCUGUAAUGUAUGACGAGUUGACAACGUUGAUAUUGUCUCAUCAGUUCGAGUCAUUAGAGCAAAGAGAUACGGCAUCACUAAAAUCAAGUACAACUAUGCUAUCGACAAACAAAUUAUCUGCGCUGUCAACAUCAAUUUUAACAUCGCAAUACAUGCCGUCAGAAUAUUUGAAUUUAUACAGUACACCACCAUGGACUAUAACGGAAAUUAUAAUGACGAUUCACUCCACGCCAACUGAAUCAUCAACGCUUAUUGGGGCAUCUGAAAUAUCUAUAUCAGUAUCAUCAAUUGAGUCUUCUGCGCUCUCUGAUCUGAUAUCUUCAUCUGACGCCUCUUUAUCGGAUGCCGAAACAGAAACAACAUAUGAAUUAGAACCAUCUUUAACAUCCAGAGAACUUCCUGAACACACAACCUUCCCAUCUGUCUUCUCAUCAAUAUCAGGAUGGUUUUCGGUGGAAAUACAUUCGUCAUCAAAAGUAUGGUCAAUUUAUACAGAAGAAAUGCUCAGAUCAACAACUGAUAUUCUGACACUUGAAUCCAUUCCGACAAUCAACUAUUCUACUUAUAAAAGACGUAUGUCAGAUUUUCUUCAAGACAAAAUUUGGGAUAAAUGUAGUUCAUCGACGUUUAACAUUAUUUUAGAGAGAGCCUGGUUUUCGUUGAAGAAGUCUAGCUUAUAG
Molecule: messenger RNA, 1842 nt
Organism: Lottia gigantea (owl limpet)
Lineage: Eukaryota; Metazoa; Mollusca; Gastropoda; Lottiidae
Exons: 7
Coding region: 1-1842 (613 amino acids)
Source: RefSeq, a predicted model, not a curated record